UGGGACGUACCCUUUUCGUACAGUCCGCCAAUCCCGAACAAGAAUAGCCAGGUUGGAGAGACGUCAUUGGAGAGUAUCGAGAAAGAAGCCUGUGGUUCUCAAACCGGGUGGCAGAGUGUACCCGGAGGAAGGGACAACGAAGGUAACAAAAAAAUGGCGACAUAUGUGGACCCGGAUCAGACCCCAGAUGCCACUGCAGAAAAAUGCAGCCGUUUUGAGGUGCUGGACUGGCUCAAUAAGAUCCUGGACAUCAAAUUCACCAGGGUAGAGCAGAUAUGUUCAGGUUCCUGCUACUGCCAGCUGAUGGACUGGCUCUUCCCUGGGUGCAUUGACAUGAGCACAGUGAAAUUCCAGGCCCAGGACACACCAGACUUCAUCCACAACUACAAUCUGCUUCAAGCUGGCUUCCGAAAGACUGGUGUCACCAAGAUUGUUCCAGUGGAGGAGCUGAUGAACGGAAGGUUCCAGCCCAACUUCGUAUUCCUGAAGUGGUUCAAGAGGUUUUUCCAGGCUAACCUGGUUGGGCAGGUGUAUAACCCUGUGGAGGCUCGCCAGGGCCAGGAGAUCCAGCCUGCCAGACCCCCCCUCCGCUCCCCCCAGGGACUUGGCCGCAAGUCUGCCAGCCGCAACCCCAGUCAAUCAGAGGGGUUGGAAACUAACACAGAUGAAGAAGCUUUAGGGAAGUAUCUAAGGAAACGUAUAGUUUAUGAAGAUAUAUGGAGGGAGACGCACUCCUGGGUAGGGCCCAGCACUCUGGGAGAGUUCCAUGCCUACUGCAGUCUGUGUGACAUGAAUUUCAACAUCUAUCACUCGGGCCUUGUUGACCUCAAGCGUCACUCGCAGUGCAAGAGGCACCACAAGCUUACCCUGGCUGCCAAUGGAUGCAAUGUAAGAACCGAGGCGAGAAAGAGCAGCCAGGGCAGCAUCAGCAGCUGUCCACCCUGUAGUGAGUUGGUCCUGUGCUUCAUUCAGGUUAACUGCGUCUCUGGUCCGUCCGCGGCUGGGGACCAGGUGUCUAACAGAUACGGUCAGUAUGUCCUGGGACUACAGUACCCAGAAGACAUAGUGUCCACUUGCCAAAAGACUCCUUACUGCAUAUACAUGUACGGAGGAGUGGUGCUAGGGGAGGCUGGCGUAGCUUCUGUAGUUCUAGUAGGCUAUUUUGAUGUGAAGGCAGCCAGACACUGCAUCAGGCUGUUGGAUGUCCUGCAGUCUCCAGCUGAAGACAAUACUGGAGAGGAAACUGCUGCGGCUCUGGUGGAGACCUUGAAGAGGUUUGGGCUUCCUGCAGCUAACCUUGCUGCUCUCUACACAGAUGGUAACGGUGCUGCCUCUGAGCAGAUUUGCUCACAGCUUAGGGAGCUCAACCCCAACGUGGUGGUGCUAGGUAGGCUGUAUGGAGUGGCUGAUGCAUCCUGCCAUGCUGGGAUGGUAGAGCUCUCCACUCAGGCCCAGGAGCUAAUUGUAGAUAUCUACUCCCACUACUCCUUCUGCUCCACCAAGAAUGACAACCUGAAGGAACUGUUUUCUAGCAUAAGCAGUAUCGAUGGCCUUACCCUUCCCCUCACCACCUGCUGCCUUAACUUCUGCAUGUUAGCCAGGAAAGUGUUGGAAAUGUGGACAGAUCUAAUCUCCCACUUCAGCUCCUGUAACAAAGAGGAUGACAUAGAUGAGAAGGCCAAACUGAUCUCCACACAACUGCAGGAUCCCCAAAUCAGGGCUACCUUUAUGUUCCUAAACCAGGCCCUGGAGCCCCUCCGUGCCUUCCAGGAGCGACUGCACCACCAUGAGGGCUCGGCCCGGGCCGACCUGGUGCAGAUCCUACAGGAAGCCAGCAACCUCCUGCGCUCCUAUGCCUCCAGUUUCCUCCGUCCUCAAGCCGUCGUGCGCUUCCUCAAGGAACGUGACGUCUCUCUCCUCAAGAACACAAAGUUCCACCUGCCAGGGCCAGAGCUGAACGUAGGUGGGGCUGCAGUGGAGGACUUUCUGUGUGAGUCGUCAGAGUCAGGAAGUGAAGCACUGCAGUUUUUACAGGAACAGGCUCUGUCUUUCUACACAGCACUUACAGCCAGCGUGGCGGAGGGGCUGCCUCUGAGUGACGGCGUGUUGAGGAGCAUGGCCCAGCUACUGAGCCCCCAGGGUAGGCUGAAAGUCACAAGGAAGGUGGUGGGAGAGCUGGGAGCUAAACUUGGGCUCUGCAGCUCACCUGAGGAGAUCAGCCAGCUGAACAAGGAGUUCCUGGAGUACCAGCUGGCAGAGGAGGGAGAGUGGGAAGAGGGAGAAAAUGGAUCUGAUGCGGGCAUCCAAAAUGGCUUUGCAGCCACCUCGCUGGAGCAACAUUGGUGCACUGUGUUGAAGGCUUCUGGGUCAACCAGCAUCUUCAGGAAACUUGUUUUGACCCUCUUAGCCUUGCCUUGCCCCCCACUUGAAGCUCAGAAGGUCUUCACACAGGCUGUGCAGAAUGGGGACGCUGCCCAGUUCACUGACAAUGUGACAGAAAGUGAGCUGGACUCCGUUCGGGAAGUAGACCUGACCAAUGACAGCGCUCUAUCAGACAACAACAGUAUCUACGAGCCUGGCAUGAAGAAGAGAGGUCGUCCCAAAAAGAUUCCAUCAGAUGGGCCAAAGAAUGAGGACGAUACUGUGUUCGUUGAGGACAACGUCCUUUGGACAAAUUCUAUGGAGCAAUUCUCGGAUGGCACCAUUAGGGGCAUUUAUGGUUGGGAGAGCAGCUUACGCCAGAAGCCACAGGCGCGCACUGUGUUUCAGGCUGGUGCCGGCACCUGGGUCAAGCCACAGGCGCUUGACAACGACAGCAAAAAGGACCAGGAGUCCAAGGCUGCAUCGCCCCCGAAGAAGGAGAAUCAUACAUCCAACGUGUCUACAACGAGUCCCAGGGGAGCAAAGAAGGGCAUUGAUUACCAGGAUGGGAAGGGUUUCCCCACUGGAGAGCUGGUGUGGGGAAAGGUGAAGGGCUUCUCCUGGUGGCCUGGACUGGUGGUGCUCUGGAAGUCCAACAAGGCACCGCCUGUAUCCAAGCGCCGGGUAGAGUGGUUCGGUGACGGCAUGUUUUCCGAGAUCUAUACAGAGAGGCUUCUGCAUUUAGCAGCUUUUGCAAAGUGCUUCUGCAAGAAUUCCUAUUCCAGCUUGCCUACCUACAAAGAUGCCAUCUACCAGGUUCUUGAGUUGGCUGGGGAACGCUGUGAGAAGUCCUUUCUUGCAGCAGGGAAUAAGCAGGAGUUGCUUAAGUUGAUGCUGGACUGGGCCUACAGUGGAUUCCUGCCCACAGGACCAGAUGGGUUCAACCCCCCACCACCUGCAAAUGCCAAAGACUCAAAGGCAGAAUCUUCAGACUCGUCUCUGGCAGACUACCAGCCCCCAGCUAAGAAGAAGUAUUUGAACAAGAACAGACCAUCCUAUGGGAAUCAGAGCUACAGCAGAGAGGCAAUGGUACAAGAGGUUAUGAAAGGCAAACAUGUUAAAGAAUUCUGUUUAUCAUGUGGAACCCCCCACAUCCACACCUUCCACCCACUGUUUGAGGGGAGUCUUUGCCUGAAGUGCAAGGAGAACUUUAUUGAGACUUUGUACAGAUACGACGAAGAUGGCUACCAGUCCUACUGCACGGUUUGUUGCGCUGGCCAAGAGGUCAUUCUGUGUGGCAAUGCCAGCUGCUGCAGGUGUUUCUGUAAGGACUGCCUGAACAUUUUGGUUGGUGAUGGAACCUUUGACAAGCUGAAGGAUGUUGACCCAUGGAGCUGCUUCAUGUGUUUACCAUCCCAGUGCAACGGAUCACUCAAGCUGCGAACUGACUGGAGCGUGCGAGUCCAAGAGUUUUUCGUCAACAACAGUGCUCUAGAGUUUGAACCCCACAGGGUGUAUCCCUCCAUUCCUGCCCAUCAACGCAGACCCAUCAGGGUGUUGUCUCUCUUUGAUGGGAUUGCCACAGGAUACCUUGUGCUCAAAGACCUGGGCUUCAUCGUAGAACGCUACAUCGCCUCUGAGAUCUGUGGGGACUCAAUCGCUGUGGGUAUGAUAAAACACGAGGGCAAGAUAGAGCACAUCAAUGACGUACGCACCAUCACCAGGAAACAUCUGGCUGAAUGGGGUCCCUUUGACCUCCUGAUUGGAGGAAGCCCCUGCAACGACCUGGCCUGCGUCAACCCUGCUCGGAAGGGCUUAUUUGAGGGCACAGGCAGGCUGUUCUUCGAAUAUUACAGGAUGCUGACCAUGAUGAGGCCAAGGGAUGAUGACGACCGUCCAUUCUUCUGGCUCUUUGAAAAUGUGGUGGCCAUGCGCGGUCAUGACCUGGCCGACAUCUGUCGCUUUCUUGAGUGUAAUCCCAUCCUGAUCGAUGCAGUAAAAGUGAGCCCAGCUCACAGAGCUCGCUACUUCUGGGGAAACCUCCCUGGCAUGAACAGACCUCUAGCUACCUCUCUGGAUGACAAGGUGAACCUGCAGGAUUGUCUGGAGCCUGGACGCACGGCCAAGUAUAACAAAGUUCGUACCAUCACCACCAAGUCCAACUCCAUCAGACAGGGGAAGAUGGGAUCACUACCUGUCGACUUUAAUGGCAAGGAGGACUACCUUUGGUGCACAGAGAUGGAGAAGAUCUUCGGCUUUCCAAAGCAUUACACUGAUGUCAACAACAUGGGUCGGAGCCAGCGGCAGAAAGUACUGGGCCGAUCAUGGAGUGUACCAGUUAUCCGGCACCUCUUCGCUCCACUCAAGGACUACUUUGCCUGUGAGUAGGAACCCCACGUUCCUGUGUGCUGCACUGUCGUCAACAACAACAGCAACAUGAAAUGGCUGAUUGUUGGAGAGCGCAGGGUAAAAACAGGAUCAUUAUCCUGCCCUGCUUUUCAGUGAACGGAAAUGUCCUGUGUUUCUCAGACUGACCUCACAGAAUCAUCUUAGUCUUUUUAUCACUGGCUGUAUUGGCUGUUUUAUUAGGUUUUAGAUAAUGAGCAUCUGUUUCAAUGCAGUGUGGUCAUAUGAUCAUAAUAUUACCAGAAUGCACUGACACUUUUUGGUUCUUUCAGUUUGUCUGGAAUAGUUCGCGUUUGUCUAUCAUUUAUUUGGUGUUUGGUUUUGUCAACUUUUGGUCAAUGAUGGUGAGAUCAGACCUCAAACCCUGCCCACUAUCUACCUCAAUACUAAUCUGUGAUCGGUCUGACAUCUGCAGAAACACAGUUUUAUCUCUAUUUAAUUUAAGGAUUUUUGUAUCAUUUAUUUUAUAUAUGAAUGUUAUAAAUAGUCAGAUAAAUCAUGUUCACGUGUAAUUAUGUGAAUAAACCUAAUGUUUUGUCACUUGUUUGGAAAAAUAGAUCUUCCAAGAUAAUUAAAAAUCUAAAAGUCAGAUUCAAACCAAGGCAGAAAAUGUGCCUUGAGUGUUUGUUUGUAUUUUACCUUGGCCAAUAUUCAUCAUGGUUACAGUCUGUGCUAUGUCUGGUGCUAUGUUAAGGUUUUUUAUUAUAUUCUUGUCAAAGAGGUGGUCACAGGACACAUAUUUUCACUAACUAUAUGCAGGUUUCCAUUGACACAGGUUAAUUAGACAAAAGCAAUGUCGCAAAAACAUCAUUGCCACAUGUGUAAUGGAAACGGCAGAUGUAGGAGACAUUUUCUAAAGAUCUAAUACAUUUUUAUACAUUCGACAGGGGUGGAUUUUUCUUUCUUGUCUUACGAAUAAAUUAGGAUUGCCGAAUAAUUUUGAAGGUAGGCCUACGCAGGGCAUUUGAUGUCCACUCCACAUUUAAUUCUAAAUGCCUACUGCUUGCAAAAUCCAUUUAUUCAACUAUAAAAAAUAAUGUUUCUUUGCAUGAUGUCCCCUUUGAAGAAACCCUUUUGGUUCCAGGUAGAACCCUUUUGGGUUCCAUAUAGAACCAUUUCCACAGAGGGUUCUACCUGGAACCAAAAAGGGUUCUAUCUGGAUCCAAAAAGGGUUAUCCAAUGGGGACCUUUAUUUCUAAGAGUGUACAGGCUGUCGCCACAUUCUUUAAGCGCAAUUUGCUAAUUUUACCACAUUUUCAUUCGACAUUCUAGGUUUCUACGAAAAGUGUUAUUUUGAUCUGGAUAUCAUAAGGUGAAUGCACCAAUUUGUAAGUCGCUCUGGAUAAGAGCGUCUGCUAAAUGACUUAAAUGUAAAUGUUAAGGGGAGACGUCAUUACGUCCAGCUGUUUUCAUCGACACAAGACAGUUGAAUGGAAACGCAGCAUUUUUAAAUGUCGACAACAAAAAAAUGACUGUACAAGUUAAUGGAGGCAUAACUAUUGUCUCACUUGUUAGAACAUGCCGCUUAUAGGCUUUAAUUUAGGUGAUAUAGUCAAGCAUGUGAAUGCUAUAUGUACAUGCAUGCUUUUUCUCUUCAAAGAAAAAGUUGCUGAAACCAGUCCUUACCAGUUUGAUUUAAAUAGUAAGAUGUGUGCCUUCUCCCUUUCUUGGAGCAAUGUGGAGAAGAACGGUUGUAAUCGCAAGUGCCUACUAAACAACUGUUAAAACCUAGAUACAAUAUACGUAGAACUAUUUUUCUUCUGUAAUUAUUAUUAAUUCUUAACUAUUUUAAAGGGAGCUGGACAAAGUUCCGAGGAAAGGAGUACAUCAUCAAUGUCUUCACGUAAUUUUUUCAGUAAAACAGACAGGCAACAUGUAAGUUUGCCUUUAAAGUGGGCACUUUUUCUGAAAGCAACUGUUUUAAACUGACCUUGUAUGUUCUUGGAGUGUUGAUGAAGGUCACAUGGAGGGCCUAGUCAUAACAUACCCACUUCAAUUUCAUGCAUGUGACGUGUGUUGUUAUGACAGGUAAUCUGUGUGUUAAGUUGAAGUGAUGGCUUUAACUGCAGUGUUCUGUUCAUCUCGCUCUCAACAAGUUUGUCGAUGAUACCACAACACAACCAGCUUUCAUCAAAAACUUGAAGUGACGCUACAUUCAAAAAUGAGUACUGUUUGUCAUUUGGGGUUAUUGAGAUUUUAAACUCAUCAGUUUUGAACCCUUGUUCCCCUCCACCACCCAUACCUUCCUGUUGUACUGUAUGAAGUGUGUCAGUGUGGUGACUGAUCUCAACUCAGAGGCAGAACAGAUACUGUAUACCAAAUGUGUUUUUCUUGCCAUUUCUAUUUUUAAUAAGCACAACCAGGUGAACACCGUCUGGACAGUGAUAUACAUAGGAUGCUGGCCUUAUGAAUAGUUUUUUUAAAUGAAACAAAAGGAAUGAACAAUUGUUUUGUGUACUGUAUGUUUUCUACAAUACUUUAAUAACAAUACCUUUAAAAUGAUGUUAUUCGGGUCAUCACUAGACUCCUAUUGGUGCUAUAUUGUUUUCUUAUUUUUCAUAUUUUUUUUGCAUGGUAUGUUAAUAUUGAGUCAAGCUGUAUAUAACAUGUUUAGCUGUCCCCCGGCUUGUUUAGUGUAUAGUUGUCAUAGUCUCAUAACCACAUGUAAAGCUUUUGAUCAUGUUAGAGAUGAGAAAUAAACUGCCCUAAUUGUAUUAUUUGUA
Molecule: messenger RNA, 7490 nt
Organism: Salmo salar (Atlantic salmon)
Lineage: Eukaryota; Metazoa; Chordata; Actinopteri; Salmoniformes; Salmonidae
Source: RefSeq, a predicted model, not a curated record